AUUCAAAGAAGAAGGAAGUGCAUGGACCCUGACCAGACCUUGAACCGUCAUCAAGCCCUUGUUGGAACUGUUGAACGAGAGGAGGAGCCAGAAAGGCCAACAUCUGAGCAGCUUUCUGAAAAUCAUCAUUUUUCUCUGCUGUGUCAGUUGUUGUUUCUCUGAGAUCAUGUACACCUGGUGACAAACACAGCACACAAGAGAGGCAGAGAGAAAGAGCAAGAAAAAGUGGAUCCCUUUACCUGGAUGAUAUUUCCAGCUCACAGUUCACGGAGGGAAGGAACAAUCCAAGAGGAUGGACCCAUUCAGCGUCAUGGCAAACAGCAUCCUGGCUGUCUUCACUGUGAUGCAGCUCGGUCUGAUCCCCAUUAUGGCUGAGGGAGAGACAACAGUGUUUGGUGCUGUUGGGGAACAGGUGAUUCUGCCCUGUAUUGACAAAUCCCAGAGUGAUGGGGUGAUCUGGAAAUACAAUGAACAAGUUGUGAUCCAGCAUCAGGCACGCCUCUUGAGAGGCAGAACUCGGUUGAUCAAUCGAUCUGAAUUAAAUAAACAGGAGAUAGCCAAGGGGAACUUCUCCCUGACACUGUCACAGCUGGAGCACUCUGAUGCUGGCAAGUACGUCUGUGUAGUCGGUUCCAGAACUUUCAAGGAGGUCCAGUUGCAGGUGUUUGAAGUUACAGGCUCUCCUAGUGACUACCUCUUGCAGGGUGAAAAUCUCACGCUGAGCAUACAAGGUUCCUCAAGUGCCAGUGUCACCUGGUCCAACAACCACAAGGUUAAAGUGACAGCCACUCAGUCAAGAGAACUGAAGAAUGGUGGACGCACUCUGCAGAUGCACAACCUCCAGGUUGAGGACAGUGGGACCUGGAUGUGCCACAUCACAUCCCUGUCUGCUAAGCUGGACAUACCCUAUAAGGUGCUGGUGAUAGGUUUUCAUAAUUUGAACCAGGAGACGCUCUACAAAGCUGUUAAUUCCACUGUGUCCUUCUCCUACUCUCUGAGCACUCACCUGCUGCAGAUAAGAGAGCUGGAGUAUGUCGGGGUAGGCUUGGAAUGGAAACCAAUGAUAGACAGCAAGUACCAGGAGAAGUUUAAGUUCAAUGUCACCUCUAAAGAGCUGCUCUUGUCUAAGCAAAUGGCCAACAUGCAGGUUACAUGGAAACCCAGCAAUCCCCUGGAAGUGAAACUGCCCAAAGUCCAGUUCGAGGAUGCUGGAUGGUAUCAGUGCCAGCUCACAGUCAGUCGUGGCCGUGUGGAGAAGGCCAUCCACCUGGUGGUGAUGACAGUCUCUGCUGACCCUGUUGGGCCGCUCUCCAAAUGGGCUAACAUGACCCUGCUCUGCAAGCUCUCGGCUCCUAUCCCAUCUAAUGCCCAGCUGUUCUGGGAGCAUGUGAACGGGACGGAGAAGAAAUUAAAUAAGUCGGGAUACAGUGAGGUGAUGGUGAAGACCAAGACUGUGGGGCUGUGGAGAUGCAGCCUUAAGGUGGAGAAUAACAUGAUAACCAGCAUUGACUACACUGUGGUGAAGGUUGCUGAAUGGAAUAUCUAUGUGCUGAUCCUGGUAGUGGUUGGAGUCAGCAUAGUGCUGCUUCUCCUUGCAAGCCUAUUUAUUUUCAUCUUUAUUGCCUGGCAGCAGAGGAGGCGACGGGCUGAAAAGAUGGCACAAGCCAGGCGAGACUUGAUUGAAAGGAGAAUAUGUCAGUGUCAACGUCAGCUGAAGAAUGACUAUUCCGAUGCUUGAGACAGAAGGGUGAAUGAAGUCUCUGCCAGGGAUAAGCCAUCUUGCAGCCCACUUUGCUUGCUUGGAUCCAACUCACCUUUCCUUCCUCAAGUGCGAUGCUUUGUUCUUUCAUCUUUCUCCCAGCCUCAUUACCAAGAAGAGAUCUUAUUAGGUGUGGAUGGGAUAGAGUGAGCAGGACAAGCACCCACCCCACGGUGAUGGCUCAGCCCCAACUCCAUCAGGGAAUGUACUGAAUGUAAGGUAUACACAGAUGUAUUUUGUGCAUAUGCUUGAUUUGACCUUCUGGAUUUUAUCUCAGAUGUUUCCUGUAUCUGCUCCAAAUGCAAUAAAUCAUUUUAGAGUU
Gopherus evgoodei (Goodes thornscrub tortoise) is the source of this 2081-nucleotide messenger RNA. RefSeq names its product CD4 molecule (gene CD4). The record is from RefSeq and is a predicted model, not a curated record. Gene Ontology annotation, cellular component: external side of plasma membrane; membrane raft. The coding region runs from base 293 to 1738 and encodes 481 amino acids. The transcript has 10 exons. Gene Ontology annotation, biological process: T cell activation; positive regulation of ERK1 and ERK2 cascade; interleukin-15-mediated signaling pathway. Lineage: Eukaryota; Metazoa; Chordata; Testudines; Testudinidae. Gene Ontology annotation, molecular function: MHC class II protein binding; protein tyrosine kinase binding.